AUGCGCUCUGUAUUAUGCACGCUGUUUGUCUGGACACUGCUGGAGAACCAGACGAGAGCUGACACGCACCUCAGCAGCCUGCGAGCUGCGGCGGGUAAACAAACUCCGUCUUCAUCAUCAUCAUCAUCAGACAUCACACUCCAAACCAAGAACAAUGUCUUUGCAGCAUUGUGGCGCGGGGAGUUUCCUUGUGCAAACUGGGACUGCAAAUGUGCGUUCAGUCGAGCACGAGGCUGCUGUUGUGGCAUCCAGGAGCUCCGAGAGCUGGAGGAUGAAACCCUCCUGAGAGUCGUGGAGUUGUCCCGCAGCUUGUCCCAGCUUGGAGACAGCAUGCUCAAGCUCAUGGGAAAGAGCAGAGUUGUUUUCAGCGCUCAUUUGAGGCCAGCGAGCACGUGCCUGGGACCGUUCACCAGAAGCACGGCUAUUUCCUAUGACGUCAUCACCCUGAACCACGGAAGCGGAUACAACCCUGCUCUGGGGGUUUUCACGGCUCCCUGCUCCGGACUGUACUCCAUCUCCUACUCGGUCUACUCAAAGCUGGCCCUGCCGGGGGGCCGGAUGUUUUACAAAGUGCGGCUCAUGAAAAACGGGGUCACGGCAGCAUCGAUGUGGGAGCAGAACAGGGAGGACUCGGAGGACAGCGGCUCUCAGACAGUUCUGCUCCCGCUCCAGCUGGGGGACCAAGUCUACGUGGAGCUUCUCGGGGGCCGGCAGCUGUGCGGGAAUGUGGAGGGAUCAAACACCUUCACUGGCUUUCUACUGUACCCUGAGCAGUGA
Synchiropus splendidus (mandarinfish) is the source of this 777-nucleotide messenger RNA. RefSeq names its product complement C1q-like protein 4. Lineage: Eukaryota; Metazoa; Chordata; Actinopteri; Syngnathiformes; Callionymidae. The record is from RefSeq and is a predicted model, not a curated record. Gene Ontology annotation, molecular function: protein binding. The transcript has 3 exons. The coding region runs from base 1 to 777 and encodes 258 amino acids.